Momordica charantia (bitter melon) is the source of this 909-nucleotide messenger RNA. The record is from RefSeq and is a predicted model, not a curated record. Lineage: Eukaryota; Viridiplantae; Streptophyta; Magnoliopsida; Cucurbitales; Cucurbitaceae.
AUGGAGGUAAUUUAUCAUAUCUCACAAGUGUCGACAUUAGAGAUCAUCAAUUGCCACGAUGAUCAAGAGAAUCAAAUAAGGAGAUUUUUGUGGAACAAGUUUAAGCAACUCGACAAUCGAAGCCAAGUUGAUCUACAUCUUGUCUACUUGCUAGGUCGUCGUAUUGUGGACAAUAUUUUGUUGUGUCAGGAGCUUGUGGAUGGUUAUCAUCUGAAUAAAGGAGUUCCUGGAUGUGUGCUAAAGGUAGAUCUUCAAAAGGCUUAUGAUUCUGUCCAUUGGAAUUUUCUUUCUGGUACUUUGUUCGCUAUUGGGACUCCGCCCAGGUUUGUGAAUUGGAUUUGGGCCUACAUUACUUCCCCCAUGUUCUUGGUCUCUUUGAAUGGUGCACUUGAGGGUUAUUUUCCUGGCUGUCAUGGGUUGCGUCAAGGGGAUCCCUUGUCUCCGUAUCUUUUUGUUAUGGUUAUGGAGCUGUUGUCUCGGAUGCUGAAUAGGCCGUUGUCGGUCUUUCGGUUUCAUCAGAAGUGUGAAAAGGUUGGUUUGGCUCAUUUGUGUUUUGCGGAUGACCUGAUGAUUUUCUCACACGGUGACCUUGGUUCUUUAUCCUUUAUAAAGGAUGUUUUGGUCUCUUUUGGAGUGACCUUAGUUGGCGGGCCUUGUUGCGAGUACUCGGAAGACUCGUCUUUCGGGGCUGGUCUUCCUAAUGUUGAGGUGGAGCAGUUGGUGGCCUUUUUAGGCUUUUCGGUGGGUUUGAUUCCUGUGCAUUGUCUUGGGGUUCCGCUCCUUUCGCACAGGCUUUCUCAUCGUGAUUGUCAGCCUUUGCUUGCACGGAUUGUCUCUCGUGUUUGGAGUUCGUCAGCUCAGGUGCUUUCUUUUGUUGGCCGGUUGCAGCUUAUUAGAUCGGUUCUGUAG